Messenger RNA from Oncorhynchus keta (chum salmon), 1816 nucleotides. RefSeq lists its product as uncharacterized. The record is from RefSeq and is a predicted model, not a curated record. Lineage: Eukaryota; Metazoa; Chordata; Actinopteri; Salmoniformes; Salmonidae. The transcript is spliced from 10 exons. Bases 158 to 946 code for a protein of 262 amino acids.
GGUAAACUUCCACUGUGUGACCUUUGACCCCUGUGGAGACCAGGAAGUGCCAACGCAGUGCGACCCCGGGCUGACCCCUGCGGGACAGAACUCCAACCGGAGCGUCGAGGAGAAGCCCGUCUGUAACACCGGGAGGACGGGUUCUGGAGUGAGCUGGAUGCUGUGUGACACGGAGACGGACCCGCCCGCUCUCCGUGGCAACGCCUCGCUGUCAGGGAGGAGGGUGUCGCUAUCAGUGUUGUCUGAAGGAGGGAACGCGACUUUGUACGGCUUACUGACAGAGGAGCAGAAGGAGGGGGAGGUAGAGGGGGAGGAAGAGGGGGAGGAACAAGGACAAGGAUUCAUCUACUGCUGUUUUCAAACCCCGCCCCUUUCCAUACCAACCAAUCACAGCCAGUGUCUCCUUCAUCUCCACACCCAAGGAACCAAUGAGACAGCUGUAAAGUCUGACCUGCCCUGGACACAGCCACCUGGAAGUGAGUGGUUGUGUGUCUUCAGGGUGGCGUGGUUGGUCCUGGUGGUUGUGGUCAUGUUGACCGUCCUCACCACGGUCCUGGGUCUGAUCUACUGGAGGACGCGCUGCUGUCGAAAGGAGCCCAGAGUGUAUCCAGCCAGUGUGUUCCAGACCAGAGGAUUCAACACAGACCUCCCUGAUGUCUCUGUCUCACUACAUCACUCCUCAGGUACCUCUCUCUCCCCCCUCCCAGAGGAGCCCAGUGUGUUCCAGACCAGAGGAUUCAACAUGGACCUCCCUGAUGUCUCUGUCUCACUAAAUCACUCCUCAGAGCUGCUGCUCAGGACGACAUACUGGACAGGCCUGUUGUCACCUAUUCAUGAAGAGAAGACUGCAGAGGACGAGCCUCGUCAGGGUUACUACGGUAAUGACACAGCGCUCCACCACCGUGGCCACCCUCUCCACUCAUCCCUUUCUCCUGAAGAGCUCUAGAUGACACCAAGACAUUACUUCCUUUUAACAUCUUGACAGUUUUUUUUAAAACUAAAGAAUGGAGUCCCCGAAUGCUGUCUUGAUGGGGGGGGGUUAUUGUACUCCUCCUGGGUCCUGGAGAUCCUCAAAAGACCCCCAAAGGACAUUUCUCCCCCGUGGGGAUAUUCCCCGCCCCCCACGAGGACAAAGGCUAUUUUAGGAUUAGAGAAAGUAGGAUUUUAUAUGGAAAAACGUGUGUGUGUGUGUGUGUGUGUGUGUGUGUGUGUGUGUGUGUGUGUGUGUGUGUGUGUGUGUGUGUGUAAAGACAUGGCUCUGAAACAGUUAAAAGGUUUAAAAAAGGUGUUUUUAUUUUUCGUUGUUGGUAUUUUGUGAUUCAAGAUUCCGUUGUCAGAUUCCAUCUCCGUUACCAUAGCAGCAGAUUAAUAAAUGAUCCAACAAUGACUUAAUAAACCAGUGGAUCUAAAAACAAAUACACACAUAGAAAUAGAAAUAUAGAACAUUAUAGUUCUGGUCCUUUUUUUGUCUUUGUCCGUUAAUGUCAAGGUUUGUUGUUCUCCCAUUUAAACAAGUUUCGUUGUUCUAACAUUUAAACAAGGUUAGUUGUUCUAACAUUUAAACAAGGUUAGUUGUUCUAACAUUUAAACAAGGUUAGUUGUUCUACCAUUUAAACAAGGUUCGUUGUUCUACCAUUUAAACAAGGUUAGUUGUUCUACCAUUUAAACAAGGUUAGUUGUUCUACGACGUAAAGAAACACCCCUUCAUUAAGCAGGGAACAUCAAUACCUGCGGCAUGUAGCCUAGCGGUUAGCGCGUUGGUUAGCGGUUAGCGCGUUGGUUAGCGGUUAGCGCGUUGGUUAGCGGUUAGGGCGUU